Phycodurus eques (leafy seadragon) is the source of this 1344-nucleotide messenger RNA. It is a transcript of the gene prxl2c, whose product is annotated as peroxiredoxin like 2C. The record is from RefSeq and is a predicted model, not a curated record. The coding region runs from base 32 to 736 and encodes 234 amino acids. Lineage: Eukaryota; Metazoa; Chordata; Actinopteri; Syngnathiformes; Syngnathidae. The transcript has 6 exons.
CAUCUAAAAAUAGCCUUAAGUGGGGAAUUAAAUGGCAGAAGUAAAGUUGCCCGUAACGCGACAAAUCGAGAGCGAAAUAACUCGGGACAGUGGAUCUCCUCCGGUCGACGUGCACCUCCGAAACGUGGAGGAUUGUUUCAUUUACGACCGCCACGGAAAGUCCAUCCCGUUCAAGAGUUUGUAUCAAGACCGGAAGUCGAUCAUCAUUUUUGUGCGGAAUUUCUUGUGUUACAGCUGCAAAGAAUACGUGGAUGAUCUGAGCAAAAUACACAAAGAAAUUCUGGAGAGGGUGGGGUUUGUUUUUUUGCAGGAUGCCGAGGUUAGUCUCGUUGUCAUUGGUCAGUCUGCUCAUCGUCACAUACAGCCUUUCUGCUCACUGACAGGAUACGCUCAUGAGAUCUACGUUGACCCCGAGAGGAUCAUUUACCGUAAGCUGGGGAUGAAACGAGAAGAGAAGUUUACAGUCUCAGCCCAACCGAGUCCUCAUGUGAAGUCUGGUAUCUUCAUGGGCCAAAUUAAGAGUAUAUGGAGAGCCAUGACGAGUCCUGCAUUUGACUUCCAGGGUGAUCUUCAUCAGCAAGGUGGAGCCAUCAUUGCAGGACCAGGCUCUCAAGUCCAUUUCUCCCAUUUUGACAUGAACCAUCUGGACCACAUGCCUAUUAACUGGCUGCUGCAGCUCGCCGGAGUUCAACGCACUCUGAACUUCAGCAAUAAAGCAAAGGUCAUCCAUGUGUAGCCGCCCGGCAUGCACAAAGUGGAACAUAUUUGCCUGUCGUGGAAAUCUGUUGUUCAUAGCGAUAGUUGUAUUUACACUAUACUUACUGUAAUGCCCUCGCACGUGGGAAAGGAGAGCCAUAGUCGCGAUGCGCUUUCAGCCAUUUAUUUAACGCCAAAAUAGCAAAACCCAAACACAAUGAGCACACUCGCUCAGGAGCUUCUCUUGGCCACACCUCACGCCAAGACGCUCACACCCAGACGUCACAUGCCACCCCACCAGGCCCCGCCUCUUAAAGGCACAUAUCUAUCUGCUGUGAAAUUAAAACAAAAAAAUCAAGUAGUGACAGGCCGUUGGGGCCCCAGGAAGAAAAACGUUUCUACUACUUUUCUAGAUAAUUCAAUUGUCCAGUGAAGUUCAAGUGGUAAAAGAAAGCAAGUGAACUCAACUUGAAAAUGACUGAGAAAAAAUAUACUGUAUAUUUGCAGUACAUACACAUUUGAAUGAUGCGCUUGAAGCAAACUCGGCACAGCGCAUACGGUUUGAUGUUCGUUUGCACGGCAAUGCUCUACGUGUGUAUUUUGAUGGGUUGGUUGUUGAUAUUGUUCACUCCAGAGAUCUUAAUUGUG